Artibeus jamaicensis (Jamaican fruit-eating bat) is the source of this 2651-nucleotide messenger RNA. RefSeq names its product purinergic receptor P2Y12 (gene P2RY12). The record is from RefSeq and is a predicted model, not a curated record. The transcript has 6 exons. Gene Ontology annotation, molecular function: G protein-coupled purinergic nucleotide receptor activity. Gene Ontology annotation, biological process: blood coagulation; G protein-coupled receptor signaling pathway. Bases 706 to 1728 code for a protein of 340 amino acids. Lineage: Eukaryota; Metazoa; Chordata; Mammalia; Chiroptera; Phyllostomidae. Gene Ontology annotation, cellular component: membrane.
GUGCUGAAAUGACAAAAAUCCUGGGUAGUAAUUGCAAUCAGAAGUCAGGAGCUGCAGCACCGAACACAUUCUCGAAUGCAGAGUCAAACCACAAGGUAAGAAAAACAUUUUACACUGAGAUCCAGUAUAUUCAUUUGUACAGAGAGAAAGGAAAAGAGAGAAAAACAUCAAUUGGUUGCCUCCUGUACAAGUCCCAACCAAGAACUGAACCUGCAACCUAGAGAAGGAUUGUGCGCUGGUUACAUUCAUGACUUGAAGACUCGUCCUGAAAAACAGAAAAUGCACUCUAAAAGCCUCGUCGGCAGCAGCAGGGCCGCGUGUCCUGCUCACGAAGUGCACUAACCACAGCAUCUCCAGGUUCGGCUUGAGGUGGCGGCACCCUGCCCGCCCGUCUUUCAAUUCACCUCAACCUCCACUGGCAACACCCUUGUUUUUCCAGUUCGGAACUUGCUAAAGUUUUUUUAAAAAAAGGUGUCUACUGACCUGAAGUCUUAAUAGAAGCACUUGAUGUGGGCGUACCCUACAGAAAUCCUCAAGACUUUACUUGUGAAAACCCAGCAAAUUCUCUGUCAUAAAGAGCUUUAACAACUCAGCUAAGACAUAAAAAAGGAAAAUACCAGCUGCUACUCUGCAGGUUGCUUACUGGAUACAUUCAAAUCCUUCAGAAUCAACAGAGUAACCAGGUGCUGAAGGAGAAACACGGCCAUGGACAACAACGUCACCUUCGUGGCUGGGAACGGCAGCCUGUGCGCCCGAGAUUACAAGAUCACCCAGGUCCUCUUCCCGCUCCUCUACACUGUCCUGUUUUUCGUGGGACUCUUCACAAAUAGCCUGGCAAUGAGGAUUUUCUUUCAAAUCCGCAGCAAAUCCAACUUCAUUAUUUUUCUUAAGAACACAGUCAUUUCCGAUCUCCUCAUGAUUCUGACUUUUCCCUUCAAAAUCCUCAGCGAUGCCAAACUGGGAACAGGACCUCUGAGAACUUUUGUGUGCCAGGUGACCUCUGUCGUAUUUUACUUCACAAUGUACAUCAGUAUUUCAUUCCUGGGCCUGAUAACUAUUGAUCGCUACCAGAAGACCACCAGGCCAUUCAAAACAUCCAGCCCCAAAAAUCUCUUGGGGGCUAAGCUUCUCUCUGUUGUCAUCUGGGCAUUCAUGUUCUUACUCUCUUUGCCUAACAUGAUUCUAACCAACAAAAGGCCAAGAGACCAGAAUGUGAAGAAAUGUUCUUUCUUCAAAUCAGAGUUUGGUUUGGUCUGGCAUGAAAUAGUCAAUUAUAUCUGUCAAGUUAUUUUCUGGAUUAAUUUUUUAAUUGUUAUUGUAUGUUAUACACUCAUUACAAAAGAACUAUACAGGUCAUAUGUAAGAACAAGGGGCGUAGGCAAAGUCCCCAAGAAAAAGGUGAACAUCAAAGUUUUCAUUAUCAUUGCUGUAUUUUUUAUUUGUUUUGUUCCCUUCCACUUUGCUCGGAUUCCCUACACCCUCAGCCAAACCCGGGAUGUCUUUGACUGCUCUGCUGAGAACACCCUGUUCUACGUGAAAGAGAGCACUCUCUGGUUAACUUCUUUAAAUGCGUGCCUAGAUCCGUUCAUCUAUUUUUUCCUCUGCAAGUCCUUCAAAAAUUCCCUGAUGAGUAUGCUGAAAUGCCCCAAUUCUGCAGUAUCUGCUCCACAUGAAAACAGGAGAAAAGGACAAGAUGGCAGGGACCCAAGUGAAGAGACUCCAGUGUAAACCAGUGGAGGUAACAGUUCAAUCUAGUGGUGUUUGGAGCUCCUACCAGGAGAACACUACGUAAAAAUAUUAAUGCUGACUGGGUAGUAGCUGAGUUAAUAACAACAACUCUUAAAAUAAUGGAAGACUACAAAAGUAAUCUUAGUUUACUUUCCCAGUAUUAAAAGCUAUCUUAAAAUGUAGAAAAAGAAAUUGACAUGUAGCAAUGGAGCAAAACGAACUAUAUCCAAUCACCAUGUGACAUGCGAAAACUACACAGAAUCCAUGAAAUAAAAGAGUUUUGGCAAAAUAGGUAACAAUAUAAUAAUACCUACUAUAAUUCUUUAAAUACAUUAUUGAUCACAAUGUUAUAAUCAACUCACUAUAGAUACUCAACUGAAGAAUAAUAAAUCUGAUAAAUCUUUAACCAAAAAUUAUACUUAAGAUGUAUAUACAAUCCUAGUCCCUAACCAAAUGCUGACCCAUUGUGAUAAUCAUUAUAAAAAUUUAAGUGGGGCACACAAAGAAUAGUAACUACUAACUUUUACUUAUUAGCAAAGACCUAAGGGAUUUAUAUUAAUUGAAAUGGUAAUAGAGUGGACUGAUUUUUUAAAUAUUCAUUAAGAUACAGGUUUAAAAACUACCUUUUCAAUAAAAAGUGUAGAAUAACAAACAAAGCUAUUAAAAUAAGGAGAAUUCUAAUAAAAAAAUACUUCCUUAACACUAGAGAACACAGUUUUACUAAUAUUUUGACAACUCUAGUAAUAUAAUGCCAUCACUGACUUACCUUUAUUAACUUGGCUCUACAAACUACAUGCAACUCAGGUUAAUAUAUAUUUCCCGUAGUGAGAAAAAUAAAUGUAAUUAUGCAUUUGCAUAGAAUAUCUAUCAACAGGAAAGUGAUUAAAAUGUUUGGAUUCGUCCAUUUGUUAUUUGUGUGUAAA